Molecule: messenger RNA, 1576 nt
Organism: Tarenaya hassleriana
Lineage: Eukaryota; Viridiplantae; Streptophyta; Magnoliopsida; Brassicales; Cleomaceae
Exons: 3
Coding region: 244-1482 (412 amino acids)
Cellular component (GO): membrane
Molecular function (GO): metalloendopeptidase activity
Source: RefSeq, a predicted model, not a curated record
UUAAAUAAAAAAAAGGUAAAUUGUAGAACUAGAAACCCUAACUCAUUUGUUUCAAAAAAUCUGAUUGAAAGCCAAAAAAAAUCCCCACAAGCUCUCUUGAAACCAAGCUCGGCAAUUCCCGCUUUCACUAGACGACGGUGAAGAAGAAGAAGGCAAGGAUGUGAAUUUUCUCUCUGCAAUCAAAUCGUUGCUUCUUCUUCUUUGAUCCUUCACCAUUUCUCUCUCUGUAGAAAUCUCUCUCACAUGUCUUGGUACCGAAGAACUAAGCACUUCCUCGUCAGCUCCAGGAGAAACAUUAUAAAUCCUCCGAGGAUUUCGCCGGAAUCUCCGUCUUCCAACGCUUUCUCGAGAAUUCAUCGGAAUAGGUCUUCGAACCCAUCAGCUAAGUUUUCUGGCUUCUCCAGAUCAGGUUUAAGCUUGCGUAACUCUCUCGGGAAUACGAACAUCAAUAUCUGUAAACGGUUUCUGAGCAUUCCCAAGAAGUUUGAUCGUCACCAGGUUCCUCGUUUCAAGCCACCGGACCUGAGACGGUGGUCCCAAAACCCUGCGGCCGUAUUGGCGGCGGUGCUUGUGGUUUCAGGAGUUUUGGUCACCCUGUAUUGCAAUCUUGAGACUGUUCCUUACACGAAACGAAGGCGUUUCGUUCUUUGGCCGAAAUUGAUCGAGAAAUGGGUUGCAGAAUAUGAGUUGAAGCUGAUGAAAUCCGUGUACGAGGGGAAAAAACUCCCUGCGGAUCACCCUGACAGCAUUAGGGUUAAAUCGAUCGUGAAGGAUAUCAUCGAAGGAAUGCAGAGAAGUUUGGGCCUGGAGAGUGUGCGGUAUGCGUCCACGGAGAAUGAUGGAUCAGUCAAGGAUACAACAAUGGCACUGAGUGGGAUGAAGUGGUCUGAACAAGAGGAGAUUGAGGAUGACAUAUGGAUUCAGCAAAGCAGGAAGAAUGGUAAAGACGAAGGAUCACAACCCACGAUUUCUCACCUCGAGGGGUUGAAUUGGGAAGUUCUGGUGAUUGAAGGAUCGUACGCUGGUGCAUUUUGCUUGUCUUCUGGGACGAUAGUGGUAGCCACUGGUUUGCUCGAACGUCUCAAGACAGAUGCAGAGAUUGUUACUGUGAUCGGAAAUAAGAUCGGUAGUGUCGUUGCCCGACACAAAGCAGAGGAAUAUUCCACUUUUUUUUGCCUUUUUCUCCCCCUGAUGGUUCCCUGUCAGUUCUUUCCUAAGCCCUUUCAGCUUGUGGCAGAAACAAUGAUGUUCCUUCUCCUCUUUUACGCGACGUUUCUCCGCGAAGGCAGAGAGAACGCCGCAGAAACAGACCGCAUUGGUUUGAUACUGCUGGCCGAAGCAGGGUACGAUCCACGGGUAGCUCCGGGUGUGUACGAGAAGCUCGGGAAGCUCAAGAGUGCUCGGAGAUUGGUUCAGUCAAAGGCCAUGGAAGAAGCACUCUCGAUUUACCGCAGGCAAGUUCGAUCUGGAUUUGGGCGGUAGGGAUGUAAAAGGAAAGAACAUGUUCAGACCCCAAACUGCUCACAAAAACUUCAUCUCUCGUAAUAAAGCAAACUUUUGUUUGCAUUUGAAGAUU